AUGGUCGUCAGAAUCCGCCUCUCUCGCUUCGGCAACAAGCACCAGCCAUUUUACAACAUUGUUGUUGCACAGGCUCGGUCCGCUCGAGACUCGAAACCGCUUGAAGUCAUUGGCACCUACAAUCCUAUUCCACAGCGCCCUACGAAUCUAUCCGAAGAGGAAGCUCGGCGCGCAAAACCAUUCAAAGAGGUCUCUCUUGAUCGCUCACGGGCAAAGUACUGGCUUGGUGUUGGCGCACAGCCCAGCGAGGGUGUAUGGCGGUUAUUGAACUUGGCCGGCCUUGUUCAGCCCAAGUCUAAUGCUCAAAAAGAAUGA
Molecule: messenger RNA, 315 nt
Organism: Aspergillus udagawae
Lineage: Eukaryota; Fungi; Ascomycota; Eurotiomycetes; Eurotiales; Aspergillaceae
Product: mitochondrial 37S ribosomal protein bS16m
Exons: 3
Coding region: 1-315 (104 amino acids)
Biological process (GO): mitochondrial translation
Cellular component (GO): mitochondrial small ribosomal subunit; ribosome
Molecular function (GO): structural constituent of ribosome
Source: RefSeq, a predicted model, not a curated record